This is a messenger RNA of Encephalitozoon romaleae SJ-2008, 1617 nucleotides long. RefSeq lists its product as hypothetical. The record is from RefSeq and is a predicted model, not a curated record. The transcript has a single exon. Lineage: Eukaryota; Fungi; Microsporidia; Unikaryonidae. The coding region runs from base 1 to 1617 and encodes 538 amino acids.
AUGGAAGGAAUAGAUAAUCUCUUCAACGAAAUCAGAGAUGCUGGCGAGUUUUAUGCAAGGUACAAGUCCUUUCUCGACAAGAAGGCUGGACUAGAGAAGGAGUUGGAUCGUAUAGAAGAAGAGAUAAAAAGGGUUGACUCUAUGAGUCUAGAAAGAGAAAUAAAAAAGACUACAAAUGAAUACCAAGGUGUCCUUGAGAAUAUCGAGAGGCUUUCUUUGAACUCUAAGGAAUGUAAAACCAUAGAGGACCUGGAGGUGGUUUUUUCUAAGGUCUCAGAUACAGAUGUGUUGAUGAAGAAAUCAUUAGAGUUUCUCAAACACUCAGCCAUUCUUAAGUGUAUAGACCCGGCAUGUGAAGAAGUGGCAAAGGAACAAGAAAGUGAGAAUGGAGAUGGAUUGAUAAGGUUUGAAAUAAGUAAAGACAUAGAGAAUCUUUUUCAGCUUUCUGCAAAAUAUACCAAAAUACAAGAAAGAUGUUAUCUUUCAUUCAGGUUGAUUAUCUGCGAGAGUAUUCAGGGAGCCAUUCCUGCAGACAUAAAGGUUUUUCAGGAUGACCGAUCAUUAUUUUUUGUGCACAAGGACAAUGAUGGGGAGCCCUCUUUUCAUAUGCUUGAGGAGAAGGUCGUGGUAGAUCUAAAGGAAAUUUCAAGAUACAAGAUGAUGUCGCAUGCAAUAUUUGGAGUCUUGAGAGACAAUCUAAGAAAGAAGGUUGUGGAAAAAAACCUUACGGAUGAAGAGGUCGAAAGAAAUAACCUUUUUUUCAAGGACACGGAGUUUUAUAUUCAUAAUGUACCUGAAUGGAAACUCGACAUUGUUAUGAAGGAGAUAAUUGAGGUGACAAAGGGUCCAAGAAGUAUGGAAGCAGUCGAGACCUUCGAGACAUCAGAUAGAAUGCCAAAGUCUGUUUCCGCUAGCUAUAAAAGGUUUCAAGGAUGCUUCGAGAUGUUUAGGAGAUUGAGGUCGAAAAGACAUGAGAAAGGGGUAAAGGUCAUCAACAGAGCUAUAACAAAGUUAUUUGACCCAAAGAGGCAUGAGCCCUCUGUAUAUAGCUAUUUCCUUGAGUUUGCUGAUAUAACACAUUUUCUUCGAACUUAUCCUGGACAUCCUCUUACCGAUGAAUUGUCUAAAAGGAAGGAAGAACUGUUUUUUGAUGUUGUUAAAGAGUCCUCUCGAGUCAAUGUAGAACUGGUAGAGCCUUUGGUAACUCUUAAGCUGUAUUUUAAAGAGAAGCAUGUAGAGUUUUCUGAGAACAUGAGGCUAUUUGUGCCUGUGAUUAAUAGAAAUUUAUUUGAAAUUCAAUUUUUCGAAAUGCUUGAUGAAGGCUUGAUGGAAAGAAUUCGGGGACUAAAGAUUGCAAAAAGAAGCACUGUCGAGAACAUCAUUUUGUUAAUUGAUUAUAUCUUUGAUCUCUCGUUUCACCUCCCUACCGAGGCAAUAGGAAACCAAGAAAAGCUUAGAUCUUAUAAACAGGUUCUAUCCCUGGAUAGGGAGAGAUUAAUCAAAGAAUAUAGAGAUGGCAAGCUCUGUAUUUCUGAUGAGGAAUUUGUCUCUCUUUGCUCAUUAGCCUUUAGAGAGCCUGAGGAUAAAAUAUUUCUGCUAAGCAAAAUGUCAGAUUAA